Molecule: messenger RNA, 741 nt
Organism: Aspergillus heteromorphus CBS 117.55
Lineage: Eukaryota; Fungi; Ascomycota; Eurotiomycetes; Eurotiales; Aspergillaceae
Exons: 3
Coding region: 23-544 (173 amino acids)
Source: RefSeq, a predicted model, not a curated record
CAUUAUGGCCUGUGUCCAGAGCAUGGGUGACGACAAGCUGGUUGACCUCAGCAAAGUGGCCAACAGUCUGGGCUACACCAAUAUCGCUUCUGUUGGAAAUCGCUUCCGUGCCGUUCGUAAGCGCCAUGGAAUCAUGCACUUCGAGAGCAAGGCUGGAUCCGGAAUCACCAAGACCACAGCCGCCGAGGACGCCCAGGCAAAUGCCACUAAUGCGGCCGAGAAAGCCAAGGCGAAUGUUAUUAAGGCUAGUGACGCCGCUCAGGACGAGGAGUUUGAAUCCGAGGUGCCUACUCCUGUCAAGGCCAAGGCUACCAAGAAAGCUGGUGGUCGCAAGGGAGCAAAAGUCUCGUCUAAGCCUAUCCCUGCUACUGAUGCCCCUAAGACUGAAACCAAGGGCCGUAAGCGUGGUGCUAAACUUACUGCUCAAGCCGCUUCGGAUCCCGUUACCAUGAAUGACGAUAUUGUCAUGAAGGCAGAGGAUCUCGAUAUGGAGGUAGAGAAUUCGGCAAUUAAGAAGGAAGCUACUGACGCCCUCAUGGAGUAACAUGCCUAGAGUGCUCCCGCUACGGAAUGGAACAGGAACUCUGUUCUAAACCACCCUCUUUGCUUCAUACGUCUUACUUCUCUCUUUUCAGUUGAUAUCUCUUCAAUGUACCGUCAACGACAAAUAUCAUCGCAUUGGAGAACUCCAUCUAGGCCUCGCGUGAACCUAACAUUUUAUCUCUUGUAUCUGGAAAAGGG